CCAUCGGACGCACACGCAGUUCCUCAAACACGUUCACCACCUGCACACACCGCCCUCCGCAGAGCACGGUCAGCAGCAGCAGCAGCAGCAGCAGCAGGGAUCCAGCUCGCCAACACGGACAGGACAGGAGCGUUCCGGAAUCAACCGCCGCACAGGACGGGAGAUGCUGAGAAAAACGGAUGGUUCUGGACAACCAUUCAACCAGAGCGAUGCCUGUGUGCAACUUUCUCAUGACAGCAGAAGACACUCCGAUGACGCAGUCACUCGGAUGCGGAACAUAAUUCGAUGGGGCGUUAUCAUGACUAACUGCUCCUUCGACACAGUUGACAACCUGAUGAGGUCAUUAGAGCUGGUUAUCUACAUCCCCAUCUUUGUCUUUGGACUCCUACUCAACAUCCUGGCUCUUGUGGUCUUUUACGUUGUGCUGAAGAAGCGGACCGAGACAACGAUAUACAUGACCAACCUGGCCCUCAUGGACCUUUUGUUGCUCUUCUCUCUGCCGUUCAAGAUGCACGCCACCAACCACAAAUGGGCACCAAACAAGAAGGAGCUCUGCUCCUUCCUGGAAAGCCUGUACUUCAUCAGCAUGUAUGGCAGCAUCUACACCAUCAUGUUUAUCAGCAUCGAUCGCUACGUGGCCAUCAGGCACCCGAUCAAGGCGCGGAGCAUGCGCUCCCCAAAGACCGCCAUCAUCGUGUGCGUGUUGAUCUGGCUCUUUGUGCUGGGCGCCACCUCGCCCGUGUACCGGCUGCACGACAUCACGGAAAACGAAUUCCACUGCUUCCAUGGCUUCUCCAAGGAUGGCUGGAACCCUGUGCUCAUCGCCUGCCUGGAGGUGUUUGGCUUCCUGGUGCCAGCGCUGGUGCUGGUGUCUUGCUCUAUCCAGAUCAUCCUCAGGCUGCGGCAGUCGCAGGAGAUCAGCCCCAAGAGGCAAGACUGCAUCCGCAUUAUCUACAGCAACCUUCUCGCAUUCCUGCUACCUUUCACACCGAGUCACCUGGCCAUCUUCCUACAGUUCCUGGUGCACCAGGGAAUCAUCACAGCCUGCAGCCAGAAGACCGAGAUCAGCCUAUUUCUGCAGAUUGCUUUGAGUCUUUCAAACGUGACCUGCUGCCUGGACGCCCUCUGCUAUUACUUCAUGACCCGAGAGAUCCGCUCCUCCAAAGACAUCCUUUCCAGGUCCAUCAGCUUCCGGAGGAACACCAGCAUCUCGGAGGGAUGAUGUGUGGAACUCAUGGCUGUAGUUUUCCAGCGGCGGGACUCUGACACGUGACGGAUCAUCGCCCCUCAAGAUGUUGCCCAUCAUGGACUGACAGCACAACUCUUGACUUUCAUUUCGUCUGUACAGCCAUGAGGUGCACGUGUUAAUGACUAAUAUUAAAAAUUUACAAGAAUGUAGCGACUCCAGUUUUGCAGGCAGCAGCAACGUGCAGCAUUCUAGACAAAUAAUCGGCUCAUUAUUAUUCACCAGAUAUGGGUUUAAACGAAAGUUAGGGUGUCUUCGUAUCAGUGUCGCAAAGUGGAGUCAACAUUUAAUGAAGUACUGAUAUGUAACAAUGUACAGUAUGUGCAUGUAAACACACUUUACGUUUACACUUGAUGUGCCUAUAAUGAAACGCAUGAUUAAUUGUGGUGAUGUGAAGGGAACGCUGGGAAAAUAUCCAACCACUCCAGCCCCCCACUGCAUGAACCUAGAAACCCAUCCAGUCACUUUACAGACUAAACUCAAGAACCCAAGGACUUGGCAUCCGAAAAGAGGGGACGUCUCCAAAC
Scleropages formosus (Asian bonytongue) is the source of this 1773-nucleotide messenger RNA. Its product is annotated as G-protein coupled receptor 55. Gene Ontology annotation, cellular component: plasma membrane. The record is from RefSeq and is a predicted model, not a curated record. Bases 164 to 1222 code for a protein of 352 amino acids. Gene Ontology annotation, biological process: phospholipase C-activating G protein-coupled receptor signaling pathway; positive regulation of Rho protein signal transduction. Lineage: Eukaryota; Metazoa; Chordata; Actinopteri; Osteoglossiformes; Osteoglossidae. The transcript is spliced from 3 exons. Gene Ontology annotation, molecular function: G protein-coupled receptor activity.